ACUGUCAACGCCAGUCAACUUCCGCUUUUGCGUCACGAUAAAGGGCGCGAUUUACGAGCGAGCGCAAAAAGCAUAACAAAAGCGCAUAUACGUUAGAUUUCGACAAAUCAGCUGAUUGUGUAGUUUUCUUGAUGACCUAUUACAACGCUCGAUCGCCCUUUUGAUUCCAGAAUUCAUUUCAUUUUGCGCAGUUUAUUAUUCUUUUGUUUGAUUUACCGAGUACUGCGCACGAGCACGUCGCUCGACAACUGCAGCAGACGAUGCGAACUUCUUUCUUCUUCCAGACGUUACGUUAAUUCAAACGUGCAGACGAGCUUUAUGAACGCGAGGAAUUGAGCGAAAAAACACCACCAGUAAACAUUUUUUAGUCGGUGCAACGCGAAUUAAAACGACAAAUCAGGUUCUCGCGAGUAUCGCGCUUUUCAAAAUUUUCGUACAGCAGACGAUAAUCAGCGACAGCCAGAAACCGCCAGAUCGCCAUAUCUAGUCGUCGCGUCGCAGCAUCGGCGGGAUAUUUGCUGCGAGCUAUUUCUGAGAAAGGAGAUCACAUCGCUUUUUUUGCGAGCUUAAAGACAAGCCCUCGACGAGCGCAGUUUAUUUGUACCUACACCUUUUUCCGCAAGUGUAGCGCGUUCAUUUAAAAAGGACGAACCGAACGUGCGAAUGCAGGGGCCCGAUAUGAGAGGAGACGGCGACACCGGACAAACGACGCCGCACAGAGGUUCGACGCGCGGGAUUCUCCCACCAGUGCCUGGAGCCCCGGUGAAGAAACGGAAUCGCUGCCAAUCCGCCAAAGGGUCGCUGACGCCUAAGAGGCUUGUCUACAAUGGUGUGUCUCAAACACAGGAAGGGACCCAAGACACAAGCGAAUGCCUUGACCCUGACUCCAGCCAAGAGAUGCAAGAGCUACUUGAAACUAGGAUCAACACUGUUGAGGGAACAUGGGUGCAAUGCGAUAACCUGGAGUGCAACAAAUGGCGGUACCUUGCCAAUGUCAUCGAUCCCAGUGAGCUUCCCGAGAAGUGGUUUUGCUCCAUGAACAGCGAUCCGAAACACAACACCUGCGAAGCUGAGGAAGAUGAUCUGCCCGAUGAUGACUUGCUGGAAACAAAGUACUUCGUUGGCUCACUAGUCUGGGCCAAAGUGAACACAUAUCCAUGGUGGCCUGCCAUGAUUGAUGACGAUCCUGACUUGGGUGUCUACGAAUGGAGAGAAAGCGAACAUGGCCUACCGACAAGUUACCACGUGACCUUUCUGGACCAAAAGGUGACACGGGCUUGGGUUCGAGAUAGGUUUUGCGUACCUUUUCGACAGGCACACAAUCAUGAUGGGCCUGCAGGGAACAAGGUUCCUGGCUACUACAGAAAGAUGUUCGAUACAGCAGUGGCGACUGCUGAAAUAGCACUCAAGAUGACCGUGGCGGAACGCAUCAAGAGCUACUGCUUCCUGAAUAAGUACCGAGGCACGCAGAACUCAGUCCAAGCUCCCAAAGAGAAGCGUCCUCGCGGGAGACCGCGCAAAACCCCUGCACCUGAUACACAGCCUGGCAAAGAUGCAACGGCUGCAAAGCCAAGACAAGGAGUGAAACGCCCAAGGGCACCGUUGUGUACAAAUAUUCAAGAAGCAAGCGACGAGGCUGAACAACCACAUCCAAAGCAGUCGAAGGAAACCACCAAACAAGGAAAGACAACUCCACGUGGUAGACCACGGAAGGUGAAUGCAUCGCCGACACAACCCAGCACAGAAGUCACCUCACAAGUAAACCAAGCCGUGAAACGCCCGAGAGGAAGGCCGCGCAAGAACUUUUCCAUUGAAAGCAGUAAGCCUGCACAGUCCCGCCCAAAGAAGCCAACGGCUAGCUCAAAACAAGCACUGGAGCUCGAGCGUGAAGACAUGGAGCCCGGUGAUUGCAAGAAAGCCUCUGCAGCGCUGGCAGCACCCACAACGCGUAUUUUAAAGCAACCAGCAAGAGGCAAGCUGUCAGCGAUUCAAUCCAAGAGAAGAAUUGAAGAAACUAUACAAGCACAAACUUACGAAAAGGGAUCCAAAGAAAACGUGAGCAUCGUGACUGCCUCCUUAAUUCCGACAGUGACAACAGCUUCGGGCAAGACCAAAGUCGUUGCACACGAUGCUGGCGUGACAGUGUCAAAGAGGCACGCAGAACACGAAACCCAAAAUGAAGAAGCUGGAGCUCCUUCUGAGCAAUCUCUUUUCACAUCCUCAACUGAUCAUAAAAACCCCGAUUCAAUGGGAGCUACGGCAUUCCCACAGCCCAUCAAGAACCCAGGAUGUGCUUUCAAGAUGUCCGCCGUCCCAAAUCCCGCCGAGAAAAAAGAUGACUCGGCGGUCUGUGCAGGAGUGACUAUAGACAGUGUGACAGAGAGUGACAGGGUGAAGCUACGAACAGACAUCGACGUUACUCAUGCUCCCAUAGAUAACGCCACUGCGCAAGCCGAACCUGACAGUGACAAGUCACCUACCAGAACCAAAGCUGAUGAUGCCAAGCUGCUCGUGCCUCGACGAGAUUCAACAGAGGCAGAAUUUGUCUACUCUAUUCCAUCGUUCGACAGCGCAGAGGCUCAGCUUGAUGCUAUGAUGUCAAUUCUCUGAUUGAAUUCCU
Messenger RNA from Dermacentor silvarum, 2620 nucleotides. Its product is annotated as zinc finger CW-type PWWP domain protein 1-like. Bases 664 to 2610 code for a protein of 648 amino acids. The record is from RefSeq and is a predicted model, not a curated record. Gene Ontology annotation, molecular function: DNA binding; zinc ion binding. Gene Ontology annotation, cellular component: nucleus. Gene Ontology annotation, biological process: regulation of DNA-templated transcription. The transcript is spliced from 13 exons. Lineage: Eukaryota; Metazoa; Arthropoda; Arachnida; Ixodida; Ixodidae.